UGUCCCUUAGCGGGACGCGGUGCAACGGCGAACCCGUUUUUCUGAAGCUGCCAACGCCGCCGUCUGAUCUUCCUUCGCACUUAUCUCGACGCUUGCUGAUGAAAUCCUCAUGAGCCAAUUGCCGAGAAAUACGAACGGCAAUUUACGAUAGAGGACCAAAAAGUGCCGCGCGACCUAUUCCUAAUCGAGGUGGCUAACCAGGUGCACCAUGUUGAAUUUCUCGUGCCCAUCCGCCACCUCGGGAGGUAUCUGGCGACUGUGGAGAGCCCAUGCCUGAUCGCCGUCCUACAUACCACAUCCAUAGAAUCAUAAACGCCCCCCUCGUGGGUCGCAUUUCGUUUAAGAUCCCGGCUGCCCGCUGUCUCCGGCAGCCUGCAACAAGGAGAUUUUCCAAACCUCCUUUCCAGCCAAAACCCGAUUACCAUGGAAAAAAUCGAAAUUGAUAGUGGGAAUGGAGGGAGUGACAAGAAGGGGUUGCCUCCUUAUGAAGGGGAAGGCACAGAUGCAACCCUACGACAACGAAAGGGUUCUGUAGCGGAUCCCGAGGCUUUGGCCGGCGAGAUAUUCGAUCCACGCUUUGAACAGACGAAGCGAGGACUGAAGUCGCGUCAUGCGCAGAUGAUCGCACUGGGAGGGACAAUUGGAACGGGUAUGUUCGUUGGGACCGGUCAAACCCUGGCACGAGGUGGUCCUGCAUUUAUCUUUGGUUGCUUCAUCGUCGUCUCAUUCCUCAUUUACUGCAUUGUCACGGCAAUUGCUGAGGUCGCGGCGUUCCUACCCACCCCUGGAAGCUCGAUGAACCUCUUUGGAUACCGAUAUGUCUCCCGGUCCUUGGGCUUCGCUAUGGGCUGGCUAUAUUUCUACUCGCUUGGCAUCCUUGUUCCUUAUGAGAUCACCGCCGCAGCCCUAGUCAUCCAGUACUGGAACUCCCCCGUCCACAUCGCAGUAUGGAUCACCAUCUUUAUCGUUAUCAUUAUAGGUUUGAAUGCCCUUCCUGUUCAGUACUAUGGGGAAACAGAGUUCUGGUUCGCGGGGAUCAAGGUCAUCAUGAUAUUUGGCUUGCUCAUUAUGUCCGUCGUCCUCUUCUUUGGUGGUGGACCUAGCCACGACCGGCUCGGGUUCCGGUAUUGGCAAAAGCCUGGAGCUGCCAAAGAAUAUCUUGAAACCGGGGACACUGGACGGUUCCUGGCACUGCUUUCGACGCUUGUGCUGAGCGCUUUCCCUUUCGCCUUUGCGCCAGAGAUGAUGGUCGUGACCGCGGGUGAGAUGAAAUCGCCGCGGAGAAAUCUACCCAUUGCUGCAAGGCGUUACAUCUUCCGCUUGGUCUUCUUUUACAUUUUAUCGGUACUGGCCAUGAGUGUGAUCUGCCCGAGCAAUGAUCCGGCGAUCACUUCGGACGGCGCUGGAGCUGGUGCCAGUCCCUUCGUCGUGGGAAUUCGAAAUGCUGGCAUCAAGUCUCUUGAUAGCGUGAUCAAUGCCGGCAUUUUGAUAUCCGCUUGGUCGUCUGGAAAUGGCUUCCUAUAUCUGUCGAGUCGAUCGCUCUAUUCGCUGGCAUUAUCUGGCAAUGCGCCAAAGAUAUUUAAAACCUGCACGAAGAAAGGCGUUCCCUACAUGGCUCUCAUAGCCUCCAGCUGUUUCUGCGCACUGUCAUACCUCAACGUCGGUGACAAUUCGGCCGUGGUCUUCAACUGGUUCGUCAACCUUACGAACACGUCAGCUUUCAUAUCGUGGAUGUGCUGCUGCAUUGUCUUACUACGCUUCCGAAAGGCCUGUGCGGUGCAAGGCGUCCCCGACUCGGCAUUGCCUUUUCACUCGAAGCUUCAGCCAGUGGGUUCGUGGAUUGCCUUGGGGUCAUUCGGGUUCCUGACCUUGAUCAAUGGGUUCCACGUGUUCUGGCCCCAGAAUUGGAGCGCAAGCUCGUUCCUAACUGCAUAUAUUGGUAUCCCGAUCUUCCUGGCCAUCUAUUUCGGGCACCGAUUUAUUUGGGCCUGGAACGACACUUGGGCUUAUAAUCCAGCUGAAACGGACCUCACCACCGGCAUGGACCAGGUUUUGGCCGAGGAGAAGCCACCGAAGCCAGCGAGAGGCCCCAAAUAUAUCUCUUGGGUUCAGAAACUCUGGACAUAGAUCUGGGAACGCGCCUCAUCUAUCAAUGUCUAUAGGGCAGCAAUCAACCUUAAUCUCAAUUGUAUAGCGCUGUCGCUAUAUAGGAGUUCAACCGGAAUCUAUUAACCUACUUGCAGUCCCGACAAU
Messenger RNA from Eremomyces bilateralis CBS 781.70, 2253 nucleotides. Its product is annotated as AAT family amino acid transporter, variant. Gene Ontology annotation, cellular component: membrane. Lineage: Eukaryota; Fungi; Ascomycota; Dothideomycetes; Eremomycetales; Eremomycetaceae. The record is from RefSeq and is a predicted model, not a curated record. The transcript has 3 exons. The coding region runs from base 424 to 2127 and encodes 567 amino acids. Gene Ontology annotation, biological process: amino acid transmembrane transport. Gene Ontology annotation, molecular function: amino acid transmembrane transporter activity.